GUUAGUUUGCGCGAUAGAGAUGCGUACAAGAAUUAAGCUGAAAACAUGGCGUUACAGUGUUUUAGUUUGCGCCCUUUAGACAGUACUUUAGAAACUUUAUUGACGAAAGAUAAUCUUCUACGGGUAUAUCAGGUAACAUGGUGGGUGUGGUGAGAUGACCCUUUAAAUUGGGUUUUCCAUGGUUUUGACUUUGGAAACUUGUAUAAAUGUCACUGAAACAACCUACCAAGAAAAGAUUGAAACAUUGUCAUCCCUUUGGAUCGACUUUUUUGAAAGCACAAGAAAUGCUUCUGAAGAAACAAAAAUAUACUUGUUGGAAAUGCUUUUUCAAAUUCAAAGUGGGUCUUUUUUUCUGUUCUUACGGAAUAAUUUUGGCAAAUUGGCAGAGGGAUGGAAAAGUGGGACCAUGUUGUCGCCAAAGUUUGGCAGUGAUUGAGAACAGUGGUAUACUGUAUAUGUAGUGUUACAGCCAGAAUGGUAUUAUAAUCAAAAGGUUUAUUAUGAACUUGUUAAAGCUGCACUGCUGAGAUGCCAGUGUAACUACUAUGCUACAGAGAAAGUGACUGAAUUGUUGCAUCUCAUAGAAAGUCCUUGGGGUGGCAAUCUGUUAAUGAAGUUGUUAUUUAACUCACCAUCUGAUGAAGUUGCCUUUGAGUUCUUCCGCAGAGAAAGUGCAGUCGUGAUAUCUAUAAGGCUGCAUUUGUUAUGUGAGCAGGAGCCUAGAAAGUUAGCUCUAAGAUUAGCUCACUGGUACCUAAGAUGCAUUCGCAAUAACAAGGCAUAUAAGUUGUUUACAUGCCGAUCUGGCACAAAGAAUACAAAGGAUCAAAUGAACCAUGUUUUAGACUUGGUUCUUGCCCUUUCAUGUGGCAAAUUUUAUGUCGACAUAAUUAAUCAGUUUAGAUUUCUUCGACUGAAAGAAGGCUUGGAACUGUUGCAAAGAUUCCAGAAACGGCUACACUUCAAAAAUGAUGAGAAACAUGUGUUUCAUUCAAGCACAGAAAUUUACCAGUUGGCAUCACAGCAUUUUUUGACAGAGGCAAUGUCAAAUGAAAGUGGAAAAAACUGUCGAAUUGUAGAAGCUCUAACUGUUGAGUGGAUAACUGCUCAGAUGCUUUACGACAACGAUGAGAAAAUUCGUGACAACAUAGAAAUGCAAAUUGAAAGAGCAGCCUGCACCUACUACGCUUUUGCCUUUUUAUACGCCUUGUUCCCGAAGUUGCAAGAUGAUGAAAUGAAGACAUUUUGCUUUGAUCUUUAUGUUGUUCUGCUGUCAAGGGAAAUAACAGCUCUUUAUCAGUUUGAUUCCAUAAAAGAAAGGAAACUUGUACGCAAAACAGAAGUAAGGUUGUCCAAAGCCUUUCUGAAACUUGCGAACUUGUUGAAAGAUUAUAUUGGACUGUACAGAGAAUGUUUACUUACAGCAUUUUCUAUCAACCCUACUGAAGAGUGCCAUGAGUUGAUAAAAGAUGUUGCGGUUGAAAGUGGUGCAUGUGAUGUCUCAUCUCGGAAUCAUGGGUGUAAUGAUAGUGAUGGCAACUGUUACCUCCCUGGAAAGUGCUCAAAGGGAUCAGUGAAAAGGAGUCAAACUAAGUCUCAAUCUGUAAAUUUAAGCUAUGGACCAAAUUCAGUACGUGAUGCGCAGAACCAUGCAUUGACAUUGGGAUCUCCAAAUCUACGUCUUACUCAACGAAGUUUGGAUGAUUUGGCAUCAAUAUUACUUCACCCUCGUCAUAAGGAACUACACUGGGACUUGGAAUGGCCUGUACUAAACCAAAAAUGUAAUGAGUUCCGUAAAACUUGGAAAGACAGGAGGUACAGAGGUCAAAGACUGAGGUUUCUGAACAUUGAUUUUAAAAGACAAGUGGCAAUAGAUGAUGGUGGGGAUGUGGACAAAUUAGCUGAAGAUGAUGAUGAUGACUUCAUUGAUGAGGAUGAAGGUGAUGAAUUGGAUGAUACAGAGGAAAGAAUGUCACAUUAUGAAGAGGAAACUGAUGAUGAGUAUGAAGGGAGUGAGGAUGAAUAUCAUGUGGACAGUGAUACAAAUGAACAUGAAGUUAUUGAUGUAGAAGAUGGUGAUGAAAGUUAUCAUGCAGAGGAUAACAUAUUUGUAAAAGAAGAGAAAAAUAGUUGCAUUAUUGAUAUUGGUAGUGAUCACAAUGAAGAUUCAGCAGGAAAUUAUCAGGUACAAGAUAAUAGCAGUGAUAUAAGUGUUGUUUUUACCGAUACUAAAAGGAGGAAGUUGAAAUCUUGCAAUGAUGACUUAGCGGAACAGAGAAGAGAAGCCAGGUUAAAUAAUGGAAAUUCAAUCGGCAACUUUCCUUCAUUGAAUAAUGAGCAUUUCUUGAAAAGUUACAAUCCUAGUUUAGUCAAGCUUGAAGAUGAUAAUUUAGAUGACAGUACCACUCAUUCAGAUAGUUUGGAUUGUAUGCAAAACAACCAGUUUUUGAAUUGCUAUAAUUUCAGUUUGGUUCAAGUUCAGAGAUCUGGCCAGCUUCAUGAUAAAGAGGAAAGUGGCAGUUCAUCAGUUAAAACUCUAAAUACUGUGCUUGAAGAGAAUGUUCGUCAUUACAAUGAAAAUGAAUCCCACAUUCAUGAUAAAGCUAAUCACACAAGUGGUGAGCAUCAUAAAAGAGUAGCAUGUGUGAAAGGUGAUUUGAAUACAAAUGAAGACAUAAAGCCAGUAUUUGUUGGGAAUUAUGUUGCAUAUGUUGAUAUUGGUUAUGAUACUGAUGAUGAUAUUGCUGAAAUGGUUGAAUAUCAGAGAAAGGAUACAUCGUUUAAUGACAGUGAAAAUGUAACUGGAACAUCAGACAGUUUCGAUACAAAUAAUUGUGCAAUUUCCGAGUCACCUGUUAGUCCAGAACAUAAAGAAGACCAUAUUCUUUCCCAAGCCAAAACAACAACAACAACUCAACAAGAUGAAGUAUUAUUCUGUGAUAGAAUAUGCAGUGUGUCCUCUUUUCAUGUACAUUCGCCUGAGCCACCGCCUGGAUAUUCUGAUGAUGACUCAAACCAAUGUAUUGAUUUAUCAAGUCAGUGUAUUGAUUUGAGUACUCAUUUUCGUGGCUAUAGAAAUAAUACACCUAAUGUUCCAACUACUCAUGCUCUUGCAUCUCCUUCUGUCACAGAAUUGUGUGACUCAAGUGAGUUUCCAGAAUCUCCCAAUUUGCCAGAUGCAUCGAAGUUGCCUAAUUUACCAGAAGAUCAUUCACGUGAAUCUGCAAAAUUGAGUAUCUGUAAUUAUUCAAAUGCACAUGGUGUCUCUACUGAUAAGCAUUCUUCUUUUAAACGUUCAAAUUUGUUGAAUGAUUGUUCACAAAAUUCAAGAUCUAUUUUAUUCUCUCAAAAACAGUCUCCAGAAGUUGGCAUUAUGCCACAUUUUAUUCAAGAGUCACCUGUUUUGUAUCCUUUUGCACAUACAAACUGUCAAGCUACUGUACAUCAUAAUGCUGAGCAACUAAACAGUGAUACAGAUACUGUGUUGGAUUUAUGUAUUAGAAACACUGGUUUGGAAAGAUUACAAGAUAGAGAUGACAAUUUUGAUCACUCUGCUAAUGUAGCUUGCACUCGAGGUGUACUGACAUCAGAUACAGUUGUUGAGCAAUCAUCAGAUAUUGAGAAAAACUGUGGUGGACAACCGGAAGUAAAUGACAGUUUGGAUAAUAGUUCCUUUGUAAGUAGCAAUGCAGUUUCGAGAAGUGAUGCUUGUUUGGAAAAUUCAUAUCCAGUUAUGACAAAGAAUUCAUUAACUGGGACAAUCCAAGCCUAUGAUUUACGCUCCAGAUUAGUACCAAAAAUAAAAUUUUCACCUAAGAAAAGAUAUGGAUCAAGGCAGAAGUUAACAGCUGUAACUGCAGCAGGCAGUGUGUUAGCUGGCACAGGGGUAAUUUUAGCAAAAUCACGCCCUAUUACUCGAUCAUGCACUAUAUUGGCUAGGUCUGAUCAUUCAGGAGGUCAAAAAGAUGCUGUAAUAACUGAACCUGUGUUACGGAUCAGUUGUCAAAACCAGCGUGAUGUUUUUACUGAAAACAGUAAAAUUAAAUCUCGUAUGGUGAGACAGCGAGAACUGAAUUGCAAGUUAAACACUCGGAAAACUAGAGUAACUACUACUAGAUCUGUUCAUGAAAGUCCAGAUGCUGUACGAGGGGUACAAACAAGAUCAAAAUCUAAAGAAAGUCAAUUAAGGGCGCUUUUGGAAUACACUAACUGUAAAAGUGAUUGUGGACUCACUCAUGCUAUUAUUGAGAGUACAAAUGUUGUUGAUAAAAAAUCUGAUGAAAAGAUUGGUUCUAUGUCUAAACCUGUUGCUCAUGAUACAAACAAUACAACUCCCGAACGCAGAAAGCACAACUCUGUGAAGAAUAAAAUAGAGAAGGGUUUAUCAGUCAAAAAAAGUGGUAAAGGUGAUGCAAAAACUCGUAAAAAGAAAUGUAAUGUGUCUUUGUUAGAGAAUUCUAAAGGUAGCUUAGAUUGUCAAAGAGGAAUAAGCAAAGGCAAGGCACAUUACCAGCGCAAAGGCACAAAGAAGCUUUCAGAUAUCAACACUAUUAAAAGUAGUUGUACAAAACAAUCAGAAAAUGAAUACUUUGUGAAGGUACCGGAAAAAAACAUUAAAAAUCUUAGAAUGACUAAACCACCAAAAGCAAAAGAAAAAUUAAGUGCAUUUAAUGAAAGUCGGCCUGACAUGAAGACAGUGCGACGUAAAAUUGAUGAAAUAGCAAUUCCGAAGAGUGCUUCAAGGGUGCAUAAUUUGGAUGGUAGUACUCUGACAGUUAAGAAAUCAAAGAUAACAAAAUCAGUCUGCUCUAGAAAUGUUUGUUCAGAUGUUUUAAUUCAAAAAACAAAAACUCGAAGUGGGAGAAUUUGUACUGUGAUCAAAACCAAUUUUGACAGAAAAAACCUAAGUUUUUGUACAGUAGCAAGUGGGUGUGAACACCUUGCUGAGACAAUUUCUGGGCUUAGUUCUUUAGAAAUGAUAUCACCUCCUCCAGCUGAGUCUACUGUGAAUGUUGUUCAAGUAAGUGGUAUCAUAAAUGACCAAGAAAGACCUUUAAGUCCUAAAAUUAAUAAUCAGAAUUUACAGUGCACUGAUGAAUCUUCAGACAUGAACACAGAUCCAAAUGCCUCAUGUUUAUCCACAGAUGCAAAUUCAGUAACUUCUGAUGACACAGGCCAUCAAACUGAAUCACUUUCAGAGAACUUUUUACACAUAUCAACAGCACGCACACAAACAUUCCAGAAUAUUGAUGCACAGAUGAAAGUGAAAAGCAAUGUCCAGACUGAAAUCAAAUACUUAACAACUACAAAUGAAGUGAAUAAAAUACUGCAAAGUACAUUACCAGAUACAGGUCAGAGUUCUAGCAACAUUGUGGUAACAGAUGUGGGACAGAUAUUAUUGUCGCAAGAAUCUGAACAUGAUCCGUUCCAUGAAAAGCGUAAUUUACCUGUUGGAGGUGACACAAACUCAAAGUUACAUAGUAGUGCAGAAGUGAAGUCUAUGGCAGUGCAUACAGGCUCACCUAUUUCUUCCGAAAAUCAAAGCAUUGUAAAAGGUAAAGUAAAUGCUGAAAAUGCUUUCCAGCAUGUCUCAUUAAGUGAAUCUAACAUUAAAGUGAGUAUCCAGGCAUCAACUUGCAUUCAAGAAAGUAGUCAGCCAUUAGCUUCAGAAUCUAGUGCUGCUCUAGCCUUGCAAGUGAAUGUUACGUCUCAGAGUUGUGAAAACAAUUCUCAAACCAAUUUAAACAAUAUUGGUAUAAAUGUUAUUGCAAGCUUGAUUUCAUCUACGGAUGUGAGCGAUUCUAACAAUGUCUCUGAAGUAUUUAAAACCAGUGGAAAAUCUCAAAGCCCUCAGAAAUCUUCUCGUGGUGAAAGUGAUGUCUUAUGUACAAUCCAGUCAAACAUCCAAAUUCCAACUAUUCAUUCAGAACAAAUGAAAAAUUCAGGUCAUGUACCUGAUCAAAAUUUUAUUGUGUAUAAUUUAUCGGGGAAGAAAGCCAACAAGGUCUGUGAAGAAGGAAUAUUGUGUUUGUCUCAAGCAACACUACCAAAAUUUCAGCAAGCAUUUGGCAAAACAGUCUAUCAUACUAAUUCAUCUUCUACAGGUGUAAAUGCAACUAAUUUGACUUCACAAGUAAUUAAAGAAAAGGUCCUUCAAAAUAAUUGCACAAAAUUGGAAGUUAUUUCAGCACAGGCAGCAUCAAGUGGUUGUAUAUCAAAUACUGUUCUUUCAAAAGCUGUUCAGACAACUUGUGUCUCUGAUUUAUCAGAGAUCCAAACAUCACAAGCCCAUUCAGCAGAAGUACUUGCUGCUGACAGGAAUGAAUCUGCAAUAAGUUCACUACAAGAAGUAGCUACCAGAAAAACUCAAAAGAGUUCUAACUGCUUGACAUUUCAGUCAUCACGUUGUGAUUCCAGAACUUUUACGGAGGUGCAUACACAGCAAAAUACCAACAUUGUGGAUACAAGCCUUGGUUUGGCGCAAAAGACUGUAAUUGGAACGCGACCAAAUUUUUUACGCUCCACAAAUCCUGAACUUUCUGCAGCAUCUAGUUGUGUUACAAUGAAAUCAGUUGUCAUUCCUAAAGUGUCUUCUGGAAAAAAGUCCAUAAAUUGUGGCAGGAUUACUUCAUUUCAGGCUAAUAAUUUACAAACAUCUACUGUUGUUGUAAACUCAAUUACAUCAAGAACUUUAAAUUGUGAUAGUCAAAGUUGCCAGGAACAUGAAGUCUUGGUUAUUGAUUCCUCAUCAGAUGAGGAAAUUUGCUAUUUAGGAGCCCGAACAGUUCCUUCUACUGCCAUACAGAAUGGAACACUUGCAGCUGACCAGAAAACUUGUGCUACACGUGCAGGACUAGCACAGCCAAGGCCAUUAAUGCAUAUAUCUGGUUGUCAUACUCCUAAAGUUAGUUCUACUGUGUUGAAGUCGUGUAUGAACUCGCCAACAUCAAAACGCUCUUCAGGUUCUUCUGUGCAUAUGGCCUCUGGGGUAGUGCAGAUACCGCAAAUUAAUAACACACCAGAUCCUAUUAUGACAACACCACCUACUCCAUUGGACCCAAGCACAGCGAAGUUAAUUAGAGAGUUUGAAGUUGUUAUGGAGGAAGUUACAAAUACUUCUCAAAGAAAAGAACGAAACACUGGAUUACCUCAGGUCCCAACAAGUACCCACGUUGUUUCUCCACAGAGCUUGCAUUCAAAGUCUCUGGCAACAUCAAGCAUAAAAGUAAGUUCAGCUGUGACAACUGCAACACCAUUUACACAUGAUGUUUUCACUGUUUCAUCAACAACUUCAUUGUCUUCAUCCCCUCCAUCUUCUGUAGGAGUGGUUGUAACAUAUGGCAGCAAUGCCGAAACAUCAGAUGUAAAUGUCACAUAUGUUGUGCCAUCUCAGUCUUCAACUGGAGUUACAGUAACCUAUGUUAGUUCUCCACCAGCAGUUGCUGUAACAUUUGUUACUACAAAUCCAUCUGUUGCUGUGACUUAUGUGGGCUCAUCUCCAGCAUCACCAGGAAUUUCUUCUGUUUCAGUUCUUAAUAAUGCCCCGUGUGCAAACAGCAAGGUUUCUUCCACUCCUGUUGUAACGUCUUAUUGUCAGUCUGUAACUUCACCAGCUCUGAGUGUAACUUCGCAAAAUUCAUCGAGUCCUUGUGUUACGCCAGCACCUUUAUCAUGUGGUAAAAGUCCUAAACCAUCAAAAUCAUCCAAAACAAAGUCUGUAAAAAGCAGUGUAUGUGCAUCUUCUAAAGCAUCUCCUGUACCAAAGCUUUUGCAAAAACCACAAGAAGAUGAGCAAACAGCUCAGAGGAUCUACGCUAUUUUGGAUGAAUAUGCAGAACAGUUACGUAAUUCCCCAGAUUUAAACAAUAAACCUGCACCUAGGCGCAGGUCAAAUCCACCAACAAAUCCAAAUCAUUCAUCAAAAAGAAAGAAAUCGCAGACGAAAGCAAAGCUUUUAGGACAGCAGUCAUCUAGCACUGUUCCAGAAAUGAGCCCAGGAACUGAUGAUCCGCGUACAAUUGGAAGUGAAGAUAGUUCAAGUGGUAUCACUCAAUUAUCUCACAUUCAAGAUUCACCUGCUCCAUCUGCUUUAAGCACAGAUGAAAGUGUUAAUUUACGUGAUGCAUCAUCUGUGGAUAAUUCUGUUGAAACUGAAAGUUUCACCAUUGAUGAACAAGAGAGCCACCAUAAACUUAACCGGUUAAUUCUUGCUGAUGCAAAUAGUACAAUUCAGGGAAGAACUGUUAUUGUUCAGGAAGCUAAUCAUAAUUCAUCUGAUGUUGCUGGUUCUGGAAAUUCUGCAUUAGUAAGUGGAAAAUCUGUUGUAGUGGGAAGUACUUUACCUUUGUAUGUUUCUAGUGGAGUGCGCCAAGUAUUUCUUCCAGUAACACCUGGGUUAGCAGCUUCAGUGCACAGUCGAUCUGUGAUGGUUUCGAAAGGCUCAAAAGUAUUUCGUGUUCAAGCAAUGCCAAGUGCUUCCAUCCAGAUGUCUCCUGCAAAUGGCUCAGUUCAAGGCACUGCACUUGUAGUUCGGCAAAUGCCAGUGGGAACACCUGUAUCAGUAUUGAGCCAUCCUGCUGUCAAACAAGUACGAUUGCCUGCAGGAAGCAUUUCUUCGCAGACUUUGACUGGAGUAACUGCACAGCCACCAGUAGUAUUGCCCCCAGGAAGUCAUCAUUUGGCAUCUUCUGUUAACCCAGUAUCUUGUGCCACAUAUCAGGAUAAUAAGCAGGCACCAACCAAAUUAGAAUCAAAAGAUGUGUCUGGUAGCAUUACAGCAGUUAUUAGCACAACUGAUAAUAUCCACUUGAAUACACAGUCAACUACAACAAAUGCCGUUCAAUCAGUAGAUAUAUCCACAACGUAUCAUGACCACUUGUCGGCAUCAGUUACCACUUUGAUAACUUCAAACUUAUGUGAAGCAUCAGAAAAAAUUACUUGCUCAAAAGUAGAUAAUGUUGCUAACAUUCCUGAUGGAAGCAGUAUGAACUCCUUGAAUCCAAAAAACUCUCAUUUCAUUCUAGGCAGCACAAAUGAAAAGAACUCUGUUGAUUCAGAAAUUACCUCUACCAAGUCUUCAGCUUCACUUUUAUGCAAUCAGCAAGUUGAAUGUGCAAGAUAUCUGCAAGAUGAUCGCAAUUUUCGUUGUAUUGGUGUUAAUUUUGCUAGUCCAACCAAAGUAACAAUAAAUGAUAUUCAGUCAUCUAUGAAAAGUGAUUAUGUUGUUAUUGGUGAGGACAAAGAAAUUCCUAGUUCUGUUCGAAAAGCUAGCAAUGAAAGUGAAUCUGGUGCAGAAACUUUAAUAGUGGAUGCACAAAAUGAAGUUCCAUCCAGUGAAGUGACUAAUGAAGAGCUUGAUGCAGAAUCUUUACCUGAUGGUCCAUCUACAGAUGAAAAUGCUCCCAGUUUAUUGUGCAGAUCAUCUGAGUUUGAGAUCCAAGAGGAAGAAGCCAGUGGGGAUGCAAACCAAGAGAGUACAAGCUACAGACGUGAUAAUACGUUGAACAUAGAUUCUCAACAAUCUGAGCUCUACAAUCAAAUUGGUGGAAGAUUAACAAUAUUUCAAAAAGACAGGCCUGAUUUUGAAGGAAACAUUUUGAUCUUAAGGAAUGUGAGUGAUGGUGAAGGAGGUGCCAAAAGUAGUUCUUCCCAGGCAGUGCUUAAAACAUCUGACCAUUUUAAUGCUGUUGCCGAAAGUUCACCAGUAAGUAACACUGCAAAACUUGUGAGUUCUGGAACUGACGUAAAGAAGAAUUUAUCUGAUAGAGACAAUUUGGAGAGUAUAAACAUUCCACAGAAGGUUGCUGUAUUGCAGAAAAGUUGCUCCUUGGGUAGUGCAGAUUUGAGUAGAUCCAGUAUUAAUUCUCAAAUGGAUAUUGCAGCACAUAAUUUACGAAGGAAAAAACAAGCUGCUGCAAGAGAAGCCUCUUGGCGCUACAUCACUAGUGGUGUUUCUCCUCCAAAAAAGGCUAAAUUGUCAACCCUGCAUAAGGAUGAGGGAGAUACUGAUAUAAUUAUCGAGCAUGCAGGAGUGUGUGUGCAGUUAUCAGAUACACCCUUAGAAGUUGAAGACUUAACUCAAGAACAUCACACAUAUCUGUCAGAUGCCAAGUUGGAAUCCAUUGCAAAGCGACAUUGUGUAGAUGCUUCACUUUUGCCAUCUUAUCGUAGAAAUGAUGUCCCUGCAAAACCUGAAAAACUGAGUGAUAAAGUUGAGCUCGUAAUGCAGCAAAGGAUUGCGAAGGUUGAAAAAGAACUUAGAUUUCAAAAAAGUUUGUCAGAAGAAUGUGAGGAUUUGGGUGUUGAUGAACCAAGCACAAGUGAUCUUUUUCCUGAAGCAGAUUUGUUACUGGACACAAAUUCAUCAUCAUUUGAACAAACACUGCAGGAUACUGACUGUAGUCCCGAGUCAUCAGAACCAUACAGAAGUACAGAUCUUCAAGCCUUGGGCUAUACAUCAAGCAGCCAGGACGGUUCUCAAAGUUCACAUGGCCGUAAAGUAGAAGAGAUUUCAGACAGAUCUAAAGUAAUCAAGCAAACUGCUUACAAUACGUAUGGAAGUCAGCUUUUGGAUUGGAAACAAUCUUUUGUAAAUAAAGAACACAAGAAGAAUUUAUCUGAAAAGAUUACAAAACAUAAAUCCAAGUUGAGAGAGCUGACAAAAGUAUACAGUACUCCAGCAAAUCACUCAAAAAAAGAAAAUGGGAGUGUUUCAUGUCAAAAAUCUAAUCAAGUUAUUGUGCAGACUUCCACUGGUAAUUUUUCUGCACAAAAUUUCACUAAUUGCAAAAACAGUGGAGAUUUGUGGAACAGAAAAAAGUCAUCUGAUGCAGGAAUUAAUGGAGAUGUCUUAUUACAUGUCAGUCAUGGUUUGGACAAAUUUUCAAAUGCCCAAAGCAAUGUGAGUAUCCUAAAACCUGACAAUGUUAGCUGCAAAAAAAAAUUACCAGAAUCGUUACCAGCAAAUAAUAAUUUGAUUGUUCAUUCUAAAGGUUUGCUCUUAACUGGCUCCUACCAGAGUUCAUCAUCCAAUUCUUCUGAAGACAGUGUUACUCUGCUAGAUAAUUACACCAGCACGGUUGCCUCACCAGUAGAAGUUACUUUUCCAUCUCCAAUCCAGCCUCCAUCUCCAGGUCAGCCUUCUUCUCCAGUCAGGUCACGUUCUCCAGUACGGAUGUCUACAGUAAGACGUGUGAGACUAGUUGAGUCCACACAAUCUGUAAAUACUGCACCCUCUUUGACAGCAGUACAAAAGUUUACUUACACCUAUGGUAAAAGAUUUGCACAUCAAGAUGUAAUAAAGAGAGCACGACUGAACCGCCCGAACCAGUAUUUUAAUGAUCAUGGUGAUCCUCAGGAAACGUGGGAAACCUCCAGUUCGCACAGGACUGUUGCAAACGAAGAGGAAUUUGAAUGCCAUGAUAAACUAGAUGAUUUUUCAUCCUUCAGAGUUGCUGUGAAUUCUGAUGAUAGUGCCAGUAACAAUCCAAUUCCUCCAUGCUUUUCAUCUGUGUCCAUUUCUGAUGUAAAAAGUAGUAGGGUUCCUGAACUUCAACAAGAAAUGCGUGUGAUUAGUCAAGUUGCAGCUUCAUCUCAAAACGAAAAGCAUUUACGCACGUGUCAGAUCACAAGCAAGAAGACUGGUAAUGCCCGCAGUUUAACAAACAUUGAUAAUGGAAGGUUGAGUGAUGCUGAAGCAUUGGGAGACAAUUGUUCUAGAAGUGUAGAUAGUGUUGAUAUUUCCAGUCAUAUGUUAAAGCCUAAAAAUGUUUACUCUUUCAGUUCCCAGACUAACUUGCCGACCAGGCAUCAAACGAAUUCCCCUAAACCACAUCAAAAUACUAAAAAACAAGAUAUGUGUGCUAAUGUGAACAAUGAUACCAUUAUGAGAUUUCUUAUUGCUGAUACCAAUAUGCCCAGUGUAAUUGUAAACGAAGACAUUAAUUGUGAACCAGCACAAGGUGUUUCUCAGUUGAGUAGUAAUUCUGCAUGUUCCAAAGGAGCUUGCAAAAUCCAAAGGAACUCUAGAUUUGAGAGGCGUUCAUCACUGAGGGGGCACAUCAAACGAGGCUGUUCCUGUUGCAGUGGAUCUCCAGAACUACCAUCCAAAAGGAAACGUGAAGCAGCCAAAGGAGAGAAGUCAUCAAAAAAGUCGCAUACAGCCAAGCACAUCACAAAGGGAAAUAUUUCAAAGAAAAGGUAGUGAAUUGUAAGUGAAUUCUGUUCAGAAGACUGCUUUUAUUUUUACAAACAAAUUUUACAGCCACCUGUGUUAUGCACACUUAGCAGUAUUGCUGCCUAAAAACAGCCAAAUUCAUACUAAGCAUUCAUUCAAGCAUAAAGUUUGUGUUUCCUUGAAAUGUGCAGAAGUUAGAUAUUUUGUGUGACAUCAUAUCUAGUCAAGUGAACUUGAUAGAUAUACAUAAAAGUAACUGCACUUUAGUACAAAUAUAGUGUGGUUCACCAUGCUUUUUCAGUCUUUCAUUAUUGCAUUUGGUGUGUCUUGUGUAUCAGAACUAUAAUUACAAUACUUUGUCAUUUUAGGGAUUGUAUAUUGUAAAAUGUAACAAAAAUCUGUCAUUCAUUUUGCUCAGAUAUUUAUUUCAUUUCUUUGGAUUCCUUGCAAGGUAUUUUAUGGUCCUUUUUUGAGAUCUAAUUUUUUUUCUGAAUUAGUUGUGGAACAGUAUUAUAUUGUUGGGGUUUUUGAGGUGUUCAUUAGGGAAAUGAUGGUUUAACUUUGUGGUCAUUCCUGUACCAACAUUCCAAGGUUAAUUUUUGGUAUGAAUUGACAAAACAUGCAGCAUUAAAUACUCGUUUAUUUGAUGAUAAAUGAGAGUAACUUUCAGAGACCUAAGUAUUUGAGUUGGUUUCUUGCCUACUUAUUUUUUCAUAUUGUCAAAAAUGUAUAUACUUUAGGUCUUAGAACAGUUUGUUUUAAGAAUGUAUUUUUUUAAUAUCACAGGAAGUUUGAUAACAUUUUCAAUGAUGUAAAGGUGUAUUUGUAGCUAAACUAUGUGGUCGUGAACUUGAUUUUUAUGGGUGCACAGAAUAAUAGUUGUAAAGGAGUAUAAAUGGCAUUCCUUGUUGAUUCUGGUUAUAUUUUAAAUAUUUUGCACUUUUAAGACUUUGAUGUUCAUGAAUGUCAUCAUUGGUUUUGUAAAGUGCUUUUUUACAUAUGUAUAUACAUAAUAUAAUAUUUUUGUUGAGAGGUAAAUAGUCCUCGAUAUUCCUAUGUGAGAAGUAAUUUUGUAACUAGAACCAAAUUCCACAUUUGUGUUCAAAAUUGUGCCAUUGCUGUAGUAUUUCUAUUACAUAACAUUUUGGACAGUUGGUAUUUUAGUUGGCUAUUUUGCAGGCAUUCAAAACUAAGUUGCCUAGUGUAUUAGGGCUUGGCUGAUGCAGUUUCCCACCUAAUUGAAUAAUUGUUAGCAUGGAUAUGAGAAGAAAGGUUUUUUGCUGGCAUAGUAGUACUUAAUAUAUAUCUAGCUAACAAUUUAUUUUAUUUGGAAGAUAUAUAAGACAGGAUUAAAGUUUAAUUCACAUUGCAUUUAAUUUAUAGUUAUUAGUUUUAAAUGUUUUUUUUUUUUGCAAUUGUUAUGUUUUCAGGUUUCAAUGUAGCUGAUAUAUAUUAUUUCUUAAUUUUUUGCAUAUUUAUUUGAUUAAGAAAUUUUACAUAACUGGCCAGUUGUUCAUUUUAUGGUUUAUCAUUUAAAAUAUAAAAUUACUAUUUUUUUAUUUUAUUAUUCAGUACAUUUAUUUUUCUCUCGUUCAGUAUAGCAAAUAACAGGCUAGGUGAACCAUUGGCAAUGGUUUUAGCAUGGUCUCAGACAUCAAUGCAUACUGGGAGCCAACGGCUGUUUUGUACAAACACUAUUUGUGCUGCCAUUAAUCUUCAAAUAUUGGUUUGCCUUUAAACCAAUAUAAUACUUAAAUUGAAAUGACUAUUAACAAAUUCACUCUUAAAUUGUUUAUUUUUGUGUCUAAAAAUAAGUAUGGAUUUGAUAUUUGAAGUAUUUUGAUGUAAGUAUUAAUAUUACACUGCAUAUAAUGCUUUUAUUAUGUGCUGAAACAAGUGUCUGUACAAAAUUUUGCUAUUUAUUCUAAUGUAGCUGGACAGGCAGCUAGAAAUUAAGAUAUUUCAAGUCUUUUGAAUAAAUAGUUCAGUUACAAGUCUUUUGUUAAUAUGAAACACUAUGUAAAAAGUAAAAUUUCUCAAAAUUUGUUUUUUUGUUGUAACAGAUCAUUUUAAUGCAUUUUAUUAUUCAUCUGGUGAGAAUAUUACAGAAUGACUGGACAGAAAGUUAAGUAUUUGUUCAGUGCUUUUAUUGAGUUUUGCAACAAGGUCAUUAAAGAAUUUUUGACAAUUUAAUCCAUUUUAUGAUUAAUUUAAUGGAUCUCAUGUUAGUCAGUUUGAUACACUAAUAAAUAAAUGACUUCUGAAAGUUAUAAAUCUGCAUGACUUUGGUAAUGAAUUUUUUUCAUGCCAGGAUAAAGGCCUACAUAAAUUCAGAAUUAUUGGUAUUUGCACUGCCUUUUUUUGACAUGUCAAAAACCACCAAUUUAAUUUUUACUGAAGUUUUGCGUUGUUUAAUUUUAAAACCACAACAUACAAUGCCAGAUGCACAGCAAAAAAUAUAUUCUACCAGUGCACUUGAUGAUAAUUUAUUGUUCUUGCUUGAUAAUAAGAACUAAUUAUACCGAUAGAAGUAUCUGUGAAUUAAAGUAAGUUAUGAGAUGCACACUCAACAAAUGACAGCUGGAAAUAUUUUUUUUCAUUGAUAUCCUAGCUUGAAAGAAAAUAUUCAUCUAUGAGUUUUGAAUAUUCCAUGUACAUGUUGAAUGAUACAAACUGUCUUUACAUGCUAGCUUAUUAGUUUAUCAGUCUUGUUGAUGCAAAAUAACCUUUCUUUUACUCCCGAUGAUCCAGUGUGCUAAGUGGUUCCUGAUCAAGAUUUGUAUUGAUUUAUUGUUGUGCUUAUUUAUAAGGUAUUAUAUAGUCUCGCUUCCUAAUGAGAUAGCAUCAGCUCAGUCCUAAUUAUAACAAUAUCAAAAAAUAUUUGUUUCUUGAUGUUAUUUUUUUUAUAAUAUUUACUUGUCUUCUAUAUUUUCUUUAUUUUCAGUUAGCAUUUGUAAAUAUGGUAUAUGUAUUCAGAAACAUUGUCUGGGUCUGUUAGUUAUUAGUAUGUACUUAUUAUGAUUUAUUUAAUAUUUAUAUAGUUUGUCACACACAGCUUAGUUUAAAUUAGUUCAAAUGUGAUAUCUUUACUCUUGAUUAAGAUCCACAAACUUGUAACGAGAAUGGGCAGGCAUAUAUAUAUAUAUAUAUACACACAGGGGCUUAGCCAGGGGGG
Bacillus rossius redtenbacheri is the source of this 15350-nucleotide messenger RNA. RefSeq lists its product as uncharacterized. The transcript is spliced from 9 exons. The record is from RefSeq and is a predicted model, not a curated record. Bases 611 to 12202 code for a protein of 3863 amino acids. Lineage: Eukaryota; Metazoa; Arthropoda; Insecta; Phasmatodea; Bacillidae.